GAGCAAGUUACGAUCCAAGCCAUGUCAAGGAUUUGCUGUCGUUCUUUUGGGUUUUGUGCCUUGUGUAUGCGACCGUGGUUAGGAUAGCACCAGUUCAAACCUUUUAAACUUUAGUUCGACUACCUUUGAACCUUUAUUUAUAUCCGCUGCGGUUAUACUAGAAAUAUUAGUAUAGUUCUGUCAGGUGUCGUGAUGGAGGCUGACGAGGAUCCGGACAUCAUUGAAGUUAUGCAACGAAAACCUGAGCAUCCGGUCGGUGACAUCGUUGUGUACGAAGUGCACGAUAGUGACUCCGAGUGUUCCGAUGGUGCUGAUGAAUCUUCAGUCCUUAUCGACGACUCAUCUGCUAUUGCCAAUGAUCCCUCUGUCCUGGAGAUUGUGGACUCCGAUGAAGAACCAGGGAACACACAGCUGUCAGGCAUUGUGACGUCCAUGAGACGCGUGAGUAUACCCUCAUCGGUUGCUGCAGAAGUAUCAGCUCAGGCACCUCAAGCAAGACGUGAAAUGAUGACACUGGUUAGCUGGAACGUUGAUGGACUGAACCAGAAAUAUCUGCAUCAGCGAAUCAGAGCUCUUUGUGAUCAAAUCUUGAGGUUGGAUCCGGAUGUGGUCUAUUUGCAAGAGGUCGUGCCUGAGAUCGAGCCUAAGAUCAGGGACAGUUUUGCGCGGUAUCGGUACAUACCUGGUGACUUACAAGGCUACUACGUUGUGACACUGCUGAAGGAGGACACCGUGAAGUGCAAGACUCACACCGUUUCUCCAUUCUCAUCCACCAAAAUGGAACGACACAUUGUGCAGGCUGAGGCAACCUUCAACAACAAGGAUCUCGUCCUCCUCAACACCCACCUUGAGAGCAUGGGCUACUCCAGCGAAGUCAGACAAGUGCAGCUUCGAAGGUGUUUUCGUCAGUGCAAAAAGGAACCGUUGGAAAAGACAGUAAUCUUGGGAGGCGACAUGAAUCUGAGGGACAGUGAAGUUCACUCGUGUGGGGGUUUACCGGAAGACAUCCAGGAUGUGUGGACAGCGUGUGGUUCAGACCCAGGCUUGUGCUACACGUGGGACAUGACAUGCAACGACAACUUAGACUUUGGUAAAAAGGUCACUGCCCGCCUACGCUUUGACCGCAUAUAUCUUCGACACUCGGAGCCAGCUCACUUAUUGCCAGUUUCGUUCGAACUUAUCGGACAGAAAAGACUGGAAACGGAACAGUGCUUCCCCAGUGACCACUGGGGUAUUGCCGUCCAGUUUAGGUGUUUGUGACCCGGACGUGCUCUUUUUUUGUAAAUACCUUAUCUACUGGACAGUCAGUGAGAAAAACGCUUUACCAGCACCAGGGUCCUUUUACUUUCACACAAGCCACUCAUGCAGUUGCCAGCACAAUUGUAUAGCACCAGGAACCAUGCAACAAAGUAUGGCACGAAGUGGCUGUGGCUGCUGUUUAACAAUGUAUGCUUACCUUUUAAAGCGAGCCAGUGCUCCACAGGGUUUCUUGCACACCACUGAUACACAAAAGCAGAAAGAAAAUAAUUCAGGCAGCUCAGUCCUGAAGGAGGCUGUCUUUGGCAUUUUACGUUGAGAACCAUUGUGGUUGUUACUGGUGGUGUAGUUAAUAAUUUAUCAAAGAAAACAUGCUGUAGUAGAAAGCCUUGUACCUCGCUGUAAAUGAUGAAGUCCAUCUUGACAAUUUCAUACUCUGUGGAAGUAGACAAGUGGCUCCACUUUCGUCACAUUCUACCCCAUGUACCUGGCCUAGGCAUGUGGGUGUGCAGUCAGUGCAUUAGACAUGUCCUUGAUGAAUAAUUGAUAUCCCGUAGUUUUACGAUGUUGCAAUAUUUUCGUUGUGAUGACUACGACGAAGAGUCUUAAACAGUGCUCUUGUGUGAAGUUCAGCAGCUGAUGUGCACAAAAAGAAAAGGGCAUACAUUGAAAGACAAGACAGUGUUUCACUAUACAGGCAAGGCAGACAAAAAAAUUAUAUAUUCUUGCAGAAAAGUCCUGUGAAUGUAUGGCAGAGCAUAAUUAAGCCAGUUACAUUGGCAAAAAUGGUGCCUAUCUGUGAAAGAUUGUUUAUAAAUGUAAAAGAAACCAAGAAACUGCCAUAAGCACAAGUGCGUGUUAACUGCCGCGGCAGGCAAACUUUGUAUCGUGUGAAGCAAGUCUAGCUUGACUGAUGCACUUCAGCACGGGAUCUUGUAUGAACGUUUUGAAUGUGUAUGUUACCUGUGCAAGCAAAUGAUCUUUUGUAGACAUUGCAACCCCCAGUAUGCGGAAGCGUUUGUCAUUGUCCUUUUGCUGUUGUAUCUUGUGGAAGAUGGCAGCAGUAAGCAUUUGUGGUCAAGCAUUGUACACAUAGUAUGUGUUAGGCUUUAUAUUUGUAAGCCAUUGCAUUGUGGGCUUUCGUCAUCCUUAUUUUUACCAGUGCAGUUCAAAGCUACAGUUCUUACAGGAUUCAGAUAUCCAAGUUCUUUGUACUUGUCUGUUUGUGUUAUUUUUUAAUACGUUAGUUAGCAUUAAGAGUGUUAGGAUGAAAAAAAUUGCCACAGAAAUUUUUGUUUCACGUUUCAUAGUUUCCUGUUGCUCUUGUUUUUUGCUCCUUCACUAUGUGUGAAGCCAUGUGUGUGCUUCACCAUGUGUGUGCAGAAGUUUUACCAUUUGAUAUUGAUUUUACGGUAUGCAGUGGUGACUGAAUAUUGUCACCAAAUAAUAACCGAGAAGAAAUUGGUUGGAGUUCUUGUUUGCAUUGAUGAACUGAGUUGUAAUGAUGGCCCUUGCAUUAACAAAUAUUUUAGGGGAAACUUGUUGGAUAUCGACAUGUCUACACAAUGCAAAAGACGAGGACUGAAGGAAGAACGCAACACAGCACCUGUGUUGUGUUCUUCCUUCAGUCCUUGUUUUUUGCGCUGUGCAGACAUGUCGAUGUUGAAUCAGCAACUUGCCCAAGCUUCCACCUUGAUGGAUAUACUGUAUUUGCAUGAUUCUAACGCUCUCCUUCUUAAAAUAAAAAGUGCAUUAAAAUUUGCAUGCACGUUACAAUCGUAACUAAUUCUUCUCAAAAUCGAAAAUGAAAUGAUUCUUACUAACAAAAAUAAAGGUUCAGUGCAAGGUAGCUAUAGCCAGACUGCCAUCGAAUGGGCUUCUUUUUUGUUUCUUAUGCUUUGGUUCGUGGUCGCCAUUUUCCUGUUUGCUGUGCGUGUGGCAUUUUUAAUGCGUAGAGUGGAACUGAAGAUGACUUUCUUUCCCCGGUAGACAGCGAAAAGGAGGUGUCGUUGUACUCCAAAAGCGACUAGCCGCUGAAAUUAAGCUGUGUGCUUUGUAUUUUCCAUAAGGUGUUUCAACAUGGUGCGCGUCGACUCAGGUUUCGCUGCUUAAUGUGUGCGGUAGAAUCGGCACCAAGUUAAUUUUGAAAAUAUUUGCGCGGUAAUAUAUAACUGCGCUUUACAAUCGGGGGUGCAAUAGAAUUGGGCAAACACGAUAGUAAGCAUGCAACACCUAAAGGGGGAAUGGCAUACCGCGGUGGCAGCGCCAACGUUACCUUAUUUUACAGCAUUUCCUAGCGCGUCAUGUGUUAUCGCAUUCACGAUGAACUGCAGUGCGCAAGCCGUUGCUAGAACACUCUUGCAAUCAAGCUGGUGGCACUAAAUUGCAACGCUACCGAGAAAAAAUUCAAGAGGUUUUCGACAUUCCAGCAAUGUGCGUACUCCCAUGCUUUAUGUUGUCUGCUUUCUUUACAAAUCGAUAAUAAACUCGCCCGUUGAGCAGCAUGAACUUCCCUAGCCCUUAGCACAGCAUCCUUUGUCAAGGCAUAUCGCUGCCUUAGCUUCAUAACCAUUCUACAGUUAAACCUCGAUAUAACAAGUCGGUAAAGUGGGCAACUUGCUUCAUAAUAUCGAAAUUUUGUUAUAUUGAAAUUUGACUUUAGGCAGUACAGUGGCUAAUUAAUUUUUCUUACACGGAACAGACCACAAAAUUUUCUAAACUAUCGGGCAAUUGGAAGAACCAAACUUGAAUUUAAAAAAUAUGAAUUUUGUUGAAUUUGAGGCGGUGACAAAGGAUAUGGUUUCAUGCCGUGUUGACGAUAUCUUCACAUCAGUGCUACGAAGCAAUGCCAGCCACGUUUUUGCGUCCACUCCGCCCCUGUGGCUAAUAGUGUCAUUCGCAGUGGAACGAUGCUAUCAUGAAAAGCGCCGCCAGCGAGGAGCUAAUGCUUAGUCUGCUUCUCGCUUUAACGCACCUGCGAAACUUUAGAUUACGCAACCUCCGGUACCAAAUGUACGGGAAGACAACGGACAUGAUGCCACGCCAUCCCGGCAUGCCCCCUCUUUGCACAAGCGACAAAUUACCUCUAAAACAGGGCACGUGGGCUGUGUAUGCACUCAGCCGCGGUGACAGCCAUGCACAGCCAUGGCCGCGCGAGAAAAUGAGACGGGUGCCUACCUGCCCCCACUUUCUGCCCCCUCUCUCCCGUCAUGUGCACUUGAUUGCGCUACUGCGAGCUCGCUCCCCUUUCCCCAUGCUUCUUCCCCAUCCUUCUCGGCUCCACCAUCCCAAGCCACCAUCCUUCUCGGCUCACCCUCGCAUGCUUUCACUCACACCCAAAGCAUGCAGCACAUGAUGCACAAUGGGAUCUUGUCACACUUGGACCUUACACAGAACAUGACGCUGCUCGGCUUCGGCAUUCACUCUUCGUCACGCGGUGCGCAGUUUGAGAGUUGCUUUCACAAGCAGCCGCUUGUAAUUCAAGCAUUUGACCAUCUGCAUCCGCGAAAGUUGCCAUUUAUUGUCUCUGUAUUCCUUCACGGUGGUAAUGAAAUUUCAUUAGUACAUUAAAAUCGUGUAUACACACAGUUUGUUAUAUUGAGGUUCUAAAUGUUUGCAUGGUGCUCUAUAAACAAGAAACCCGGUGGGGGUUGCUUAAUGGCUAUGGUGUUGGGCUGCUAAGUACGAGGUCGUGGGAUCAAAUGCCGGCCACAGCAGCCGUAUGUCGAUGGGGGCGAAAUGCGAAAACACCCGUAUACUUAGAUUUAGGUGAACGUAAAAGAAUCCCAGGUGGUCAAAAUUCCAGAGUCUACCACUACGGCGUGCCUUUUAAUCAGGUUGUGGUUUUGGCACAUAAAACCGCAUAAUUUAAUUUUUAUAAGCAGGAAGUUAUAAAAAGUUGCAUUCUUCGUUAUAUAGAGAAUUUUGCUAUAUUGAAGUUUGUGAUGUCAAGGUUUAGCUGUAGUUUUUGUGUAGUUCUUGUUUUUUUCUGCAUUGUAGGCCAGUGUAUUAUCGCUUCCCGACGAAAGCAGGUGACAGAAAGCAUAAGCGGUAUGAGCAUUGCUGGAAUGGCUAGACACUCUGCUUUUUUUCGAAGGUGCUGCAAGUUAGUGCCACCAGCUCAACCAGAAGAGUGGUCCGGGUAUAACUCGCACGUCACAGCCAAUAGGAAACACCCUAGUACAUUUCCAUGUGUACGCCUGCAUCAGCUCGCGUUUGACGUCGACAACAGUCGUAAGAAAAGUGUUUUUCAGGUGCUGAAAUGUCAAUAAAGGGGAAAAACUGCGGUGAAGCACUCGAGUUUUCGAUGUGCAAGAAGAAUGCAAGGGCCAGCAGGCAAGCGUCUUACGGCGCCUGUGAAUGUUGACGAAUGUCAACGUAGAAGUGUACGCUGCAACGAUGCAAGAUUCCAACCAUCCUUUUCCAUCUAUACCUGUAGAUGAACUCGGAAGUACUUCAGUUUCUCCCUGCCCUUUGAAUUAACGAUCCCGUAAUCUGAGCCGAUUUUGUUGCUCACUUGCGCGAACCAAAUGCAUAAGGAUGUCACUCCUAUGAGUGUUUAUGCUGUGUGCUUAAACUCGUGGUCAUGUAUCAUAAAUGGCCAUUUCGUGUCAAAAUAUAAUCACAUUGGCUGGUCUCAUGGUAAAACGUAAGAACAGGGGAAAAGAAAAUCUGUACGGGUUCACUGAAUUGUCUGUGCUAAUCCAGCAUUAACACUUUGAGGGUCACGUUUCCUCUUUUUCAAAAAGAGCAUUGGGCAAGCAUCUUGUAGUGAUGCUUUGAGCCAAUAAAAAUAUAGCAAGUAUCAUAAACGUAAAUGGAGGUACGCAAAGCGAAGCUGAAGUGAACAAAAAGCUGAAGUUUUGGGGGGAGCCAGGAGGCAGAAACGAGGGGCAAAUGAACUUAGUGCAAUGAGGAAAGUUGCUGUUGGGGCCUCAAAACAUGGCUCAUGAGCUUUAGGGGGAUUCCCAAUGAGUGAUCAUGUUGAAUGCCCGCAAAUACAGGCGCUACAAUGCCAACAUUCACUUUACGUGGUGCACAUGGCACAUUCAGUGCUCUACCUCGCCGUGGAAGCACGGCUGCAUCAAAAAAAGAGAAAAUAUUGUUUUUGGUGGAUAGUCAAAAUAAAUAUUUG
This is a messenger RNA of Dermacentor silvarum, 6391 nucleotides long. RefSeq names its product tyrosyl-DNA phosphodiesterase 2. Gene Ontology annotation, cellular component: cytoplasm; PML body. Gene Ontology annotation, molecular function: 5'-tyrosyl-DNA phosphodiesterase activity; single-stranded DNA binding. The record is from RefSeq and is a predicted model, not a curated record. The coding region runs from base 193 to 1260 and encodes 355 amino acids. The transcript is spliced from 6 exons. NCBI's taxonomy places the organism in Eukaryota, Metazoa, Arthropoda, Arachnida, Ixodida, Ixodidae. Gene Ontology annotation, biological process: double-strand break repair.